UUUUUUUUUGGUGCUAUAUAGUGGACUAUAACAUUGAUCUUUGAAAAUUCCACACGCAAAUUAAUCCAGUGACCAAAUUCCCUUGAAACAUACUAUUUCCACUGCAUAGUAACAUGGAGAAUCACAUUUUCUUAUUGAUUCUUCUCUUUCUAGUUCAAUAUUAUUCUGUUUCUGGAUCAGCUUCUUCGUCGAAUGAAACAGAUCAACAAGCUCUACUAGUUUUCAAAGAUCUUGUUACUAGUCCUAGUCAUUUUUUGGCAAAUAAUUGGACUAAGAAUACUUCCUUUUGCUCUUGGUUUGGUGUCACUUGCAGUCCAAAAAGGCAAAGGGUUGUACCCUUGGCGUUUCCCGAUAUGCAACUUCAAGGCACAAUUUCCUCCUCUUUGGUCAAUUUGUCCUUUCUCAGCAUGCUCAAUCUACAGAACAACAGCUUCCAUGGUGGCAUCCCUUACGGACUUGGCCACUUGCCUCGCUUGUGAGUGAUUGAUCUUGGAAAUAAUCAGCUCCAAGGAAGUAUUCCAACAAGUCUAUUUCAACACCGGAGAGUUCAAGUAAUUUCAUUGGCUUUCAAUAAACUCGGUGGUGAAAUGUGGAAAGGGCCAUGGUUUGUACCGGAACUCAGAGUUUUGAAUCUGAGGAACAAUAGCCUCACAGGUAUAAUCCCUCCAUCUAUUGGAAAUGCCACAAAGCUGAUGAACUUCAGUUUGGCUGGGAAUAGAAUCAGUGGCAACCUUCCAAAGGAAAUCAGUAAUAUGAGUUAACUUGCAUUUUUGUCCUUGAUCGACAAUCAAUUAACAGGUUCUAUUCCUGCAACACUGUUUAAUAUAUCGGCGCUAGUUGGCAUGUCUGUGUCAUUCAAUAGUCUCUCUUGCUUGAUGAAGGGAAUAUUGUGUCAAAUCUAGAGGUCUUAAGUAUAUCUUACAACCAAAUUUCUGAUCACAUUCCUUCCAACAUAUGCCAACUUACAGAGCUCAAAAUAUUGUCCAUAUCUUUUAACAAUAUAAUUGGAGAUAUACCCAGAAAUAUUGGUUGUUUAUCCAAACUUGAGGAGUUUUAUAUUGGUCACAAUCCCAUAAAAGGGACUAUUCCCGCUUCAUUGGGAAAUAUUUCCACUCUGCAAAAUCUUUAUUGUGCACUCAAUUACUUGGAGGGGCCAAUUCCUCCAGAAUUGGCGAAGCUAUCUAAUUUGUGGGAAAUAAACUUUUUUCAAAAUAAACUUAUUGGUCAAAUUCCAGAAGCUAUUUUUAACAUAUCUUCGUUGAAAAACAUUGGUUUCAAUUUGAACAACCUUUCGGGGAGAAUUCCUACCACUACCGGUCUUCAUCUUCCAAAUCUUGUAUACCUUGUCUUGGGGGGCAAUCAGCUGGAAGGGGAAAUUCCAUUGUUCAUAACAAAUGCUUCCAAGCUUGAGAUACUGGAUCUAGCCGGGAACUUUCUGACAGGAACUAUUCCCACUAAUUUGGGAAAUCUUCAUGAGCUGCAAAGACUGCUCCUACAUAGUAAUCAGCUUACUAAUGAACCAAGAGAACAUGAGUUGCGAUUCUUAAAUUCAUUGGUGUAGGAUGUUGCGGUAUCUACAAGUAGGUUCCAAUCUGUUGAAUGGCGUUCUGCCCAAUUCUGUUGGGAAUCUUUCAUCUACCAUUGAAUACUUUCAUUUAGAAGAUGCACGCAUCAAUGGCCUCAUCCCCCCAGGAAUAGGCAACAUGAGUGGUCUUAUUAUCCUAGUCUUUGAAAAUAACAACUUGAUGGGAAAUAUUCCUCCUGAGAUUGGUAAGCUUAAACAACUCCAGGGGUUGUUUAUACAUAACAGUAAAUUGCAGGGACAUAUUGCGGAGGCGGUAUGCCAUUUAUCUAAUUUGGUUGAAUUAGAUCUGGAUCGUAAUGAGCUCACAGGAGUGAUCCCGGAAUGUUUAGGAAAUCUCAGCAUGCUACAACACCUUUAUUUGGGUUCUAAUAAAUUUUCAUCAAAAUUUCCCUUGAGCCUUUGGAAAAUGAAAGGUCUUCUCUUUCUAAAUGUGUCACGAAAUUCUAUAGAGGGAGAAAUUCCACCAAAUAUUUGGACUAAAGGCCAUUUUUCAUCUAGAUCUUUAAGGUAACAACUUAUUGGGAAAGGUACCAAGCAUAUAGGGGAAUUCCAAAACCUGAAAUCUCUUAACCUAUCAAACAAUUCUUUUUCAGGAACAAUUCCAUUCUCCCUUUCAAAGUUGAUAAACUUGGAGUUCUUGGAUUUGUCUUUAAAUGUGUUGUCUGGUACUAUUCCUAAGUCUUUGGAAAAACUAUUACACCUUACAAGUAUCAAUGUUUCAUUUAAUGAUUUAGAAGGUGAAAUACCCAAUGGUGGUGUGUUUACGAAUUUCACUCUGCAAUCAUUUCUAGGGAACAAACGUUUAUGUGGAAUCCACAUUUUGGAGGUUAUCAAUAAUACUGGACAGCAAUCAAAUUCUAAGGAGUUUGUGCUGAAAAUUGUUAUUCCAGUGGUUACUUCAUCCUUUCUGAUAUUCUUGUUAGUUUCAGUUUGGAUAAUGAAAUGUAAGAAGAAACGAAAGUCUACAGAUGUUGAAAUAGUACCAGAGGUCGGGACCUAUCAAUUGAUUUCUUAUCAUGAGAUUCAACGAGCAACAAAUAAUUUUGGUGGAUCAAAUUUAAUUGGUGAGGGAAGCUCUGGCUUUGUAUACAAAGGCACAUUAUCUAGCGGAACUGUGGUGGCUAUAAAGGUUUUGGAUUUGGAAAAAGAGCAAGUAUGCAAGAGGUUUGAUACUGAAUGUGAAGUGAUGAGAAAUGUUAGGCACAGAAAUCUUGUGUCUGUGAUCACUACUUGUUCUAGUGACUAUAUAAGAGCCUUUGUUCUGCAAUAUAUGUCUAAUGGGAGCCUUGAGAAUUGGUUGUACAGAGAAGAUUGCCAAUUGAACCUUCUUCAAAGAGUAACAGUAAUGUUUGAUGCGGCUAUGGGAAUUGAAUAUCUACAUCAUGGUUAUAUCACUCCAAUAGUUCAUUGUGACCUAAAGCCAGCCAACAUUCUUUUGGAUGACGAUAUGAUGGCUCAUGUUGGUGAUUUUGGAAUCUCCAAAAUUUUAGCUGUGAGCAAGUCCAUGGCAUAUACUGAGACAUUGGGCACUCUUGGUUACAUCGCACCAGAAUAUGGCUUGGAGGGAAUAGUGUCCACUAGUGGUGAUGUUUAUAGUUACGGCAUCAUGUUGAUGGAGGUUUUGACCAAAAGAAGGCCAACAGAUGAAGAGAUAUGGAAUGAAAAUCGUGAUUUGAGGAAAUGGAUAACACAAUCAAUUUCAGGGUCUAUGGUGGAUGUUAUAGAUGACAAACUUUUUCCUGAGGAAGAAAAAAUCACUUCUAAAAGUGAAAUCUGCAUAGCCUCAAUGAUAGAAUUGGCUUUAGACUGCACAAAGGAAACGCCAGAAUCAAGAAUAACCAUGGAAGAUGUAGUCAAGAGGCUUAACAAAAUCAAGAACGCAUUUUUGGAAAUAUAGAAGUUAGCAUCUCUUUCGUGUAGUGUUUUUGAUCAGUUGUGUACACAGUUCGUCUAUUAAUCUGAUCAGUUGUUCCUCUUUUAGUUUUCACAAA
Messenger RNA from Capsicum annuum, 3576 nucleotides. Its product is annotated as receptor kinase-like protein Xa21. Gene Ontology annotation, molecular function: ATP binding; protein kinase activity. Gene Ontology annotation, biological process: protein phosphorylation. The transcript has 2 exons. The coding region runs from base 2523 to 3482 and encodes 319 amino acids. The record is from RefSeq and is a predicted model, not a curated record. Lineage: Eukaryota; Viridiplantae; Streptophyta; Magnoliopsida; Solanales; Solanaceae.